GGGACUGACGCUAUUGUCAUUUCAGUGGCUGGGGUCUGUGAGCAUCAGUGAACCAGACAUAAACGGUGGAACUUUUACACACACACACACACACACACACAGAUCACAGCGAGAGAGAGGAGAGGGAAAACAAAAGCCGGAUUGAUUAGAAAGCCAUCCAGCAACUGCCAAAAAAAAAACUAAACCCAAGCGAAGAUCUAACUUGAACGAAGAGAUCCAGAUAAUAAGAGUUCAGUUUAAUUCACAAGUUAAACCAGCUCCAUCACUGAGAUCUGGGGAAGAUGAGGCUGCUGCUUUUUGCUUGUUUCCUCGCAGGUUCUUGGUCAACAGACAGUACAAAUACCCUAUCAACAGCACCAUUAGCAACGAAGGACAACACAGCUGUACCUACACAGGAAACAACCUCACACACUUAUCUUACCACAACUAAUGUUACUACACAAUCCAGCAGUGCAACACAAGAAACAACUUCUAGUGCUCGCAUUGAGGAAAGCACCUCCAACUUUACAACCAAGGAGCCCACAGUGAUCAGGGGCAGUUCCACUACAGCUCCAGAAGUGAUUAAUCCAUCAGCAACGAGUCUGACUACAGAAACAACAGUAAAAUCUCCAAAUCAGCAUAGCACCACAACUGUUCAACUUACAAAUGUCACAUCAACAUCUGCUCCUCAUCAGAAGAGCAGUGCCUCUACAACACUGGACUCCACAACUCAAGAAUCUGUAAAUACUACAGUGUUUGAAAACAAAAGCACCACAAGAGCAAAUGAAUCUGAAAUUGCUCCCAGUACCAUCAAAAUAACUACGCCUGAUCCUGGGCAAGUUACACCAGGAUCAACACAACUUUCUGAGGUAUCCAAUUCAACGUGGCUCAACAGCACACCUACAAGUGUCACCGUCACACGUGCAACAAUAAGCAACUUUCAGGCUAAUCAAACGACAUUGGAAGCUCCAUUAAAGGGAUUGUCAAUCGGGACGACAGAUGAAAGUGAAGUCACAGCAACACAGGAAAGUGAAACGACUGAAUCGACACCAGAAAAUGCGAUUUCAGGGACACAGGAAAAUCCAUCAAAGACAGGAAUGCAAUCAAAGGUCUACUGUGUGGAAGAACCCAGUAACACAAAAAACUCCUUGACACUGACGAAAAGCAUCAACUGUAACGGCUACCAGAAGGAAUACGGAGAACGACUGGCUGAACUGCUCUGCUCAAAAAUUAGUGAGAAAGAAAAUCUCAACAUAUUUAAUCACUGCGAGAUCAAACUCAGCCCCGUGGAAGAAUUCAAGGAGAAGAAGCUAAAUGUCGACAUCUCUUUUAAAGUUGAUGAAAGCAAAAUCAAAAAGGCUCUGACAGAUCUGAAGGGAAAUCUGAAAGAGCUGGACAUCCAGUUCUCCCCUAACAAAGGAACCAAGAACGAGCGGCAAGAAGCAACAGAGCUUAAGAAGCUCAUCGCCAUGGUGGUCACUGGCUCGUUGCUGCUGCUGGUGUUCCUGUCCGCCAUUGUCUACAGGUGUUCACAGCGUAAAUCGCAGCACAAGAAGGAUGAGUGUCUGACUGAAGAGAUGCGUGCCGUGGACAACGGUUGCCAUGACAACCCGGCCAUGGACCACUCUGAGAUCGAGUCAGAGAUGCAGGAGAAGAAGCCCAACUCGAAGGCAAACUACAUGGAAAACACGGACAUUGUGCCAUACGACAACUUAAUCAUGGAUGACUUGGAGGAGCAGGACACCCGUUUAUAAAGCAGCUGAAACAUAACCCCCACUGCUAUCUACAGCUCCACUACAAAUCUGUAUGAUUGCUUCAAUAUAUAUAUAUAGAUAUAUACUGCCAACAAGAACUGAACUCAAACACACACCCAUACAGCGACCUCCUUAAAGCCAUAUUCUCUUUUAUUGGAUUGAUUUCACUUUGGAAAUGAGAAAUUCCAGAUUUAUAGAGGACUGUCACAGGAACAGUAACGCAGCGGUAAUAUUACUGGACUAAUAAUCUAGAGGCCUGGAGUAAUCUAGAGGCCUGGAGUAAUCUAGAGGACUGGAGUAAUCUAGACGCCUGGAGUAAUCUAGAGGCCUGGAGUAAUCUAGAGGCCUGGAGUAAUCUAGACGCCUGGAGUAAUCUAGACACCUGGAGUAAUCUAGAGGCCUGGAGUAAUCUAGAGGCCUGGAGUAAUCUAGACACCUGGAGUAAUCUAGAGGCCUGGAGUAAUGCUCUGGAGGCAUAAAUUCAAACCCCACCACAGUGGCUGGAGAAAUUUAAAUUCAAUUUUUUUUCUAAAAUCAGGAUUAAAAAGCUAAGCUCAUAAAUGGUGACCACGAAACUACUGGAUUGUCCUAAAAACCCAUCUGGUUCUCUAAUGCCCUUUAGGGAAGGAAAUCUGCCAUCCUCACCCGGUCUGGCCUACAUGUGACUCCAGACCACAGCAAUGUGGUUGACUCUUAACUGCCCUCCGAAAUGGCCAAGCGACUCACUCAGUUCAAGGACAAUUAGGGAUGGGUAAUAAAUGCUGACCUUGCCAGUGAUGCCCACAUUCCAUGAAAGAAUAAAGAAACUCUUUCUUCCUAAAGAGAAGCUGAGGCCUGAGCAAGUAAAGCAAACCAAAUUAUUCUUAUGGGGAAAAUUUCCACAGAAUUCUCCCUGUUUGCCUUUGGAUGUCUAGUGGGAACAUGGGAGAAGCUCAGUAAAAGCCCUUCAUCAGUCUGUACCUCAGUUUCUUUGAAGGGGUGAGGGUAGGAGUGGGGCAGAGAGUUCUCCCACUGGAGAGACCCCAAGGAAAUUCCAGGUGGGAGUCUGUAAGCUCUGCUCUUCUCCGAGGAAGAGUGGGGUUGUCAAACCUCCAGGAAUGCCCUGGAGUCUCCAGAAGCCAAAGAUUAAUCUGCAGGUCACUGCUGUGAGUGAAAUGAUAGGGGUGUCAAAAGAUAAUGUGCUUUUCCAUUAACAUUUUCCUAGAACUGCUUUUGUUCAUCAGCUGUAAUGCCAUCUGAAAGUUGAAAAAAAAAAUGGAGGUGAGAACGUUGUGUUGGCAUCAAAUGGGAGAAUAUGGCUUUAACUCUUUAAUGCUGUACGUUCAGUCACAUCUUUCAUACUUGAACACCAAUGAGAUGGGACGGUGUAUGCCCACACUGAGGCCAUCUUUUAACCCAAUAAAUAAAACCAAUGAGGCAAAUCAGGUUGUUAAUAUUUACAAAACUAGAUGUCUUUCCGAACAGUGGGACUGGAGAUAUUGUUUUGCUGUGAUGUUCCAUGUUUAAACAAAUAGAUGCAUAUCACCUUCCCAAUUUAGACAGCUCUGCAGUCAUACUGGAUUAGUUUUAUUCCUGGUCACUGUGGGAAAGUUGGUAAGAACCAUAAUUUUCCCUACAUUUCUUACCAAUUAUGUGAAUUUGAAUGAUUGUUUAUGGAUGUUUGACAUUUAAGACUCACAUUCAAUGUAAAGGAUCAGCUGAUCACAAGAAUGGGGCCAAACCAACAGUUUAAAAGCAAUGGAAUGAAUCUUGAGAUGGGUCUGAACUUCACCUACCCCCUUCAGGCUGCCUCCUUAAGCACAUCGUUAGAUUCAUGUUUUUUUUUAGAUGUUUUUCCCUGAGCAAUUUAGCUCCCUAAUGAGAAUUCUUACCUGAUUUUAAGACAUCUUAAAGCGGUAAUUUAAGUUUAACUUGCAGGCUGGAGAUGGUGGUUUUGGGCUCUGUCUUAUGUCACUUCUCUGAGACUGAAAGUGAUGGGCUGAAACCCCACGUUAGGACUUGGACACAUAAUUUAGGCAGAUUCUUCAGUGUAAUGCUGAGCAAGUACAGCUUUACCAGAUUCUGCCUAUCCCAGUAAAGAAAGACGUGCAUCAUUAUAACAGGUUUCAGGGCCGCAGAAUAUCCCAAAGUACUUUGCAACCAACAAAGCACUGUUGAAGUUUAGUUACUGUUGUAGUGUAGGAGACACAGCAGCUAAUUUGCACACAGCAAGCUCCCACAAAUAAUGACCAAAUGAUCUAGUUUUGUGACAUUGACCGAGGGAUAAUCAUUAGCCAGGAUGCCUACUCUUCUCUGAACCAGUACUAUGGGAUCUUUUACGCCCACCUGAAAGAGAUAGGGCCUCAGUUUAACAUAUCUGAAGCACAGUACCUCCAACCGUGCAGCAUUCCCUUAGUGCUACACUGGAGUGACAGCCUAGAGCUUAGUGCUCAAAGUCUCUGGACUUGAAACCAAAAUCCUUUGACUCAGAUGUGAGUGUUCUACUCACUGAGCCAUUAUUUGAAGAGAAGGCAGUCAUCCAGUAUUCUUCCCUCAACACCAUCAUUCAAUGCUUUGACUUUGGUAGAACCUUGGCAGGUAGACAAUGGCUGCCAGGUUGGCUUGUAUGACAGCAGUAAUUGUGCAUUGCAAUUCAUUCUGCCUUCAAUACUUGGGACAGUUUCUGAGGCACAUUAAGGCGCUAUUUCCUUCUUUGUCUUGAAAAUAAUCAUCGGUGCAGUAAAACCUUAGGCUACAUACCUGCCCCUGCACUUCCAUCAUUAAGUCUAUCAUACACCAUGGAGGAGCAAUAGAUGUGAUGCAGGAACAUUUUAAACUAUGGCAAACAAAGCAACCACAGGAAAAGCACGGGGCACGACAUGGAGCAGCUGAUCAGAAAGUGAAAGAUAUGCCUUUUAUUAGUCAUCAGAUAAAGCCAAUCCCAAAAUUCAGUAACCAUCAGACCACUCACUGGGGUAGGCAAAUUGGUAAGUAAUUGGCUCCAUUCCUGACAAGUAUAGAUUUUAAUCACUUAAUUACUCUUUACCUUUGUUUUCGCACAUGAUUGUUUAAUAAGACUGGGUGUGUGCGUUCACCUGAUGGCUAAGUUGGUGGAUGCACUGCCUGAGUUCCAAAUGAUUGAUACAGUCUGUGCAUGCUCCAGGUGACGUGGUGCUCUGUGGUGAUGUGCCUGAGGUCAGCAAGGGCAGCAGUUGGGGUAGAGAGGAGGCAAAUCAGCCAGUGUUCCCUCUCUGAAUUGUUAUCCCAUGAUUUGUGUGUGUGAGAGUGAGUGAGUGAGGGUGAGGGGUGAAAUGGAUUUUGGAUGGGGGACAAGAUCAGGUGUGUCUGUGAGGCGGCUUUAGUUGAGUAGUCCACCAAUCAUGAAGAAUGGCCAUCAGAGGCAGAAGACUCUCCUGGAAACCCAAUCCUAGCAAGUGGCAGUGCUUUUCCGAGAGGAAAUUGGAUGGAUGGUGAAAGCAGUACAGGUGAGCUGUAAGUAAUGCACCAGUGGAGGCAAUCAUGAAGAAUGCAAUGAUCAGCUUUCAGACUAUAAAACAUUUUCAAUGUAAUGAGCCUGGUUUUAAUGGAAGGAUAUAGUAUGUCACAAAGGGACUUCUGUAUAUGUUAUCAAUAGUUGUGUAUACAAAUAAAUAAAGCAGCUAAUAAAAGAA
Molecule: messenger RNA, 5383 nt
Organism: Carcharodon carcharias (great white shark)
Lineage: Eukaryota; Metazoa; Chordata; Chondrichthyes; Lamniformes; Lamnidae
Gene: podxl
Product: podocalyxin-like
Exons: 8
Coding region: 282-1733 (483 amino acids)
Biological process (GO): negative regulation of cell-cell adhesion; cell migration; positive regulation of cell-cell adhesion mediated by integrin
Cellular component (GO): microvillus membrane; apical plasma membrane
Source: RefSeq, a predicted model, not a curated record